Panicum hallii is the source of this 3448-nucleotide messenger RNA. Its product is annotated as putative disease resistance RPP13-like protein 3. The transcript has 2 exons. The record is from RefSeq and is a predicted model, not a curated record. Bases 156 to 3173 code for a protein of 1005 amino acids. Gene Ontology annotation, molecular function: ADP binding. NCBI's taxonomy places the organism in Eukaryota, Viridiplantae, Streptophyta, Magnoliopsida, Poales, Poaceae. Gene Ontology annotation, biological process: defense response to other organism.
UCGAACCAAAAGCGCCAAUCGAACCAAAAGCGAAGCUUUUCGUAGAAUCUAUCGUAGCUGCGGCGCUGCGUAUUUGCCAAUCUAUCCUACCAAAAUCAGCAGCAUUCAGCAGCAGGAACGGGAUCGGAGGGCGAGAAGCUAGGCAGGGAUCGACGAUGGAGCUCGUGGUGGGCGCUUCGGAGGCGACCAUGCGGUCCCUCCUGGGCAAGCUGGGCGGCCUCCUCUCCCAGGAGUACACCCUGAUCCGGGGCGUCGACGGCGACCUCCAGUACAUCAACGACGAGCUCGCCACCAUGCAGUCCUUCCUCCGCUCCGUCGGCGCGAGGCGCGGCCACGACGACCUCACCAAGGACUGGAUGAAGCAGAUCCGCGACCUCACCUACGACAUCGAGGACUGCAUCGACGACUCCGGCAACCGCCUCCACGGCCUGCCCGCCGGCAUGCCCUGCUACUUCCUCCUCAACAGCGUCUUCGAGGUCCUCACGUGGUGGCCCCGCCGAGACAUCGCCGCCAGGAUCGCCACCCUCAAGAUGCGGGCGCAGCAGAUCGGCGAGCGCCGCGGGAGGUACGGCGUCAACAACCCGGAGACCGGCGCCGAGCCCGCCGGCGCCGGCCCGCACACCAAGGCCGCCGUGUUCGAAGCCGCGGACAACCAGGACGGGCGCCUCCAGCUCGUCAGCAUGAAGGACCCCGUGGGGGUGGACCAGCACAUGAAGGAGCUCACCAGGCGGGUCACCUGCAUCGUCGGGUUUGGAGGGGUGGGGAAGACCGCCAUAGCCACCGCGCUGUACAGGUCGUUCAAGGAGAAGUUCGCCCACAGCGCGGUGGUCACGGUGUCCCAGAGCUCCGACGUGGAGGCCAUUCUCAGGGGCAUCAAAGCCCAAGUCAAGCCCAAGGCCAGCAACCAGCAGCAGCAGCAUGGCGGCUCGGAGAGCGUCACGGGCGCCGUGAAAGGCGUGGGAGAUCACCUCACCACGGCCAUGUCGGCCGUAGUGGCCAAGUGCUACAGCGCUGGCACCUCAAGGGGAAAGCAUGAAGGCACCAAGCAACAACUCCAUGAAGAUCUCAAGGUGCUUUUGGAGAAAAAGAGAUACUUGGUCUUAAUUGAUGAUGUGUGGUCUGCAAACAUGCUGGAAAACAUAAUAAAUGCACUUCCUGUUAAUGAAGAUAGCAGAAUAAUAGUUACGACGCGGUUCCAUUCCGUUGCUACGACGCGAAGAGAAGGCGACAUUCGAAGAGUCACAGGUCUUGAUGACAAGCAGUCCAAGACUUUGUUUGAGCAGGCCUUCGCUGAAUCCAAAGGAAGCAAAGAUGUUACCAUUACAUGGUCUGAAGCCUCUGCUACAACAGCCAAGACAGAAGAAGGUGACGGAGCUGCGCAUUCACCUAAUAAGCAAGCCAACAAUUCUGUAAACGAAGGAAGCAAAUUUGCCACUGUUCCGAAUGAAGUCUGGAGGAUGUGUGGGGGCCUGCCACUGGCCAUAGUUACCAUGGCUGGUCAUGUGGCCUGCAACCCACACAAAUCAGUGAAGGGUUGGUCAGACCUCUGCAGUUACCUAUUCCCUGAGUCAGGGCAAGAUCACAGGAAAGAACUCACCCAGGAGGAGGUGGGUAGGAUCAUUAGCUAUUGCUAUAACGAUAUGCCCGCUGAGAUCAAGACUUGCUCGCUGUACUUGAGCAUAUUUCCCAAGGGUCACAGAAUCAGCAGGAAGCGUCUGACAAGGCGAUGGAUAGCCGAAGGCUUCGUCUGCGAGAAGCAUGGGCUGAGCGUGGAAGAAGUUGCAGAGACGUAUUUCAAUCAUCUCAUAAGAAGGAAGAUCAUCCGACCGGUGGAGCACAGCAGCAAUGGGAAGGUGAAGAAGUGCAUAGUCCAUGACAUGGUUCUUGAGCACAUUGUGGCCAAGGCGAGCGAAGAGAACUUCAUCACCGUGGUUGGUGGCAACUGGCUGAUGCAGCCACCUAGCAGCAAGGUCCGCCGGCUGUCUCUCCAAGGCAGUGAUUCCAAGCGUGCAAAGGAUACGGAGAAGAUGAACCUGUCGCAUGUUCGGUCGGUGACCAUGUUUGGAAGCUUGAACAACCAGCUGCCUGCCCAUUUGUUCAAGUACGGGAUCGUGCAGGUCCUGGAUCUUGAAGGCUGCACCGGUUUCAAAAGCCACCACAUCGUGGAGAUAUGCAGAAUGGUUCUGCUCAAGUAUCUCAGCCUGCGGAGAACAGACACCAAAUGCCUUCCGAAUAAGAUCAAAAGGCUUAAGAAUCUUGAGACUCUGGACAUAAGGGAGACAGAUAUUGUUGGGUUGCCUAAUCCCAUAUGCCAGCUCGAACGGCUGGUUAACAUACUUGGUGGUAAUAAAACAACACGGAAGGCACUGAAGCUUCCUGAAGAGUUGAAGAAGAGAAAGAAGAUGAAGGCUCUGCGCAUACUGUCGGGGAUUGAGAUUUCCGGGGGGUCAGUGGAUCUUCAUCAUUUGACUGAGCUUAGGAAGCUUGCAAUCUACAAGCUAAAAACCAUGGGGGGCACUGCAAGUUUCAAAGACUUGAUCUCCUCUAUUGAGUACCUCGGUGGCUACUCUCUGCACACCCUUGUCAUUGAUGAUGAGUCGUCUGAGUUUAUCAAAUCACUAGAUGAUCUGUCAUACCCUCCAAAGUUUCUUAUUGCCCUUGAGUUAUAUGGAAAGAUGGUUAAGCUCCCCAAUUGGAUGAAACAACUCAACGUUCUCAACAAGUUAACCCUCUCAGUAACAGCUCUCCGGACAGAUAACUUGAAGGACCUCAGUAAGCUAGAAGCAUUGUUUUCUCUCACCUUUUCUUUCCGGGCAAAAGAGCAGGAUCGACAGACACUGGCCAUGGUUGCAGAAAACAAGCUGUACUCUAACGGGAAGGUCACAGUUCCGGAGGGAGGAUUUAAGUCGCUCAAGCUGAUGUGCCUCUCUGGUUUUCUCUUGCCAUUACUGAGCUUUUCAAGGGAGGCCAUGCCUGAGCUGGAAAGGCUUGAGCUACGUUACAACAUGCUGGAGGGCCUCUCUGGAGUAGAAAACCUUGCGAAACUCAAGGAGGUGCAUUUUACAUCAGAUGCUAAAGCUGAUGAAGAUACCAUGACCAAAGAUAUAGUAGACGAGAUGGACACGGCACUGAGGAUUAAUAGGGAAAAGCCCAAGAUAAUCGUUCAUCAGUGACAGGUUGAGAUGAUCGAAGCCAAACUGUGCUGCUUUUGUGUAUGCCUAACUUUGGCAUCAUUGCAUUUUGGCUUAUGUUCACAUUUAUUUUUCUUGCUACUUCAGGAUGAUGCUUCACCUGGGCAGAUCCUAUGAGUGUUUAAUGUUUUAUCGGUUGUGUUUAAUUGUGUGAAAUAAGUUUGAUCAAUAGCAUGAACUUGUAAAUUUGAUGUAAGAGAAUGGAAAUGUAUUGUCUGUGUUUGCCUUUGGACACUAAUCAGAAGUUAGUUUUUCUA